Brassica napus (rape) is the source of this 1450-nucleotide messenger RNA. RefSeq lists its product as uncharacterized. The transcript has a single exon. The record is from RefSeq and is a predicted model, not a curated record. NCBI's taxonomy places the organism in Eukaryota, Viridiplantae, Streptophyta, Magnoliopsida, Brassicales, Brassicaceae. Bases 1155 to 1391 code for a protein of 78 amino acids.
AAAAUCACAAAGCUCUAUUCAAAGUCAAACCAAACAAAAAUAGCAAACAAACACACAAAUAAAGGGCCGGCCCGCAGGGCGGCCGGAAAGUUAUAAUAAAAGUGAUUUUAUAAUAAUUUAUGAAAUAAUUUAAAAUUAUGAUAGAUUAAAAAAUAUUAUAAACGAAAAAUUAAUGAAAGACUUAUGAGAUCAUUAUAAUUAUUUUUUUUGUUUUGAAUUAUAAUUACAGUAAAUUUCACUAUUCUCUGAUAAAUAACAUUAUACUUUUAAUAUUUAUUUUAAUUCAAAUGUUUUGUUUUAUAAUAUUCUUAAUUAAACUAACUUAUUUAAAGUUUUUUUUUUGCGAAUAUGACUCAAAACUUGAAGUCAUUCCUAAAGUAAUUCAUGCUUCUUCUUUUUUUGUGAUGUAAUUGUAUAUUCCGUUUGUAUGUAUGUUUUGUAAAAUUUUGUUAAGAGAAGUAUAUAAUAAUGUUUAUGGUUUUGAGAAUUUUAGGGUGUCGAAGGAUUAUUUAUGUUAAGAUUAGUUAUAUUUGAGUUAAAAUGUUUUAAUGAGGGGGUUCAUUGAAUGAUUUAAUGUGAUAGUCAAUGAGGAUGCAUGAAUCCAACCGACUUCCAUAACGGUUCCAAAAAUCAACCAAGGGUAGAAGAAGUGGAAUCGAACAGCCAAAUACGACGCCUUCCAACUGACUUUGAUCGGAAUUCAGCGUGGCCGGUGCAGCAAAUCUUCAUUGGCCGUAGGUUUAAACCGGAGUUGUUAAAACGCAGCAGAUCUGUCUUUCGUUCGUCGACAUUAUUUUUGGAGAAGAAGCCGUCUCAUGUGGGACCCCCUCAUGUGUUACCCUAGAGCCCAGAAACCCGAUUAUGUUAAGCUCAGAACACUGAUCUGAAAUAUUUAUUAACAAAAAGAGAAAAGUCCAUGAAUAAUUGUGAAGUGAAACGGUGAGUAUCAUCCAACCCGGGACACGUGUCGGCCUGUCAGACACCGACUUUAUGACGUGGCGCAACAGGAGGGAGACGAACAUAUUUUUAUAUAUAUAGAUAUAGAGACAAGGAUUCAGUAUAUAAACGCCUUCCUCUCCAUCCACCUAUUUGCACAUCUCAUAUCUUUCAAUAAUUAAGUAAAACACACGUCCUAAUAAAGUUAUAAAGAUAAAAUGGCGGGAAAAGUGUGUAUGGUGAUGGCACUUAUCAUGAUAGGGUGUGUUUUACAAGCAUGCAAUGGAGCCAAUGUUGAUGAGAGCAAGCCAGCACGAGUUUCAAGACUCGUUUGCUUCACAUCCUGUUCCAUAGCCUGUGGCAAACAAAACAAGCCUUGUUACGACAAAUGCUUGACCAAAUGUGGUCUUCCACAACGACCUUCUACACCAACAUCACCUUCUACCACCGCUUGAUCUGAUCUAUUUUAUUUGUGAUUUGUGCCUUACUGCCAAUGAUGUCAUCUAUAUGCUUU